Molecule: messenger RNA, 2265 nt
Organism: Procambarus clarkii (red swamp crayfish)
Lineage: Eukaryota; Metazoa; Arthropoda; Malacostraca; Decapoda; Cambaridae
Biological process (GO): response to reactive oxygen species; lipid metabolic process
Cellular component (GO): cytoplasm
Molecular function (GO): pigment binding
Source: RefSeq, a predicted model, not a curated record
GCUCGGGCCAACCAGCAUGGUACUUCAAGUUGUGUUCCUGCUUCUAAAUCUUUAUUGCCGCUUGAAGCAUCAAGAUAACCUGAAAGGAAAUACAGUAUUGGACUUGGCAGGAUAUGAGACAAGAUUCCAGCGAAAUGGUACAGGUAACAACCCCAGCCAUAAAUAAAUGAACCUCAAGCCAGACAGAAGACAACUGCACCUAGACGAGCACAUACUUAAUAUUCCGCCCGCUGUAUUUUGAGCUACUUAUAUUCUGGCUGACACCGAGACUUCGCCACCCUCCAUCGUACCUCUCACCUACCCCAAGAAGCCUAGACUUGCUUCAGCUACUCUCCCAGAAGCCUACAACUCAAGUUAACUUGGAGGAGGUCCCGGAGCGAGCGCCUGAUGCAGUCACCGUUGUGGACGCCGGGUGGGAGAGGCCCAGCAGGAGCGAGGCGAGGCAGGAGGACCCUGCUGCUGCUACUACUGCUGCUGGCUGGUCCACUGAUCCUCUCCGCCGACGCGCUCUUCGGUAUCCCCGACUUUUUAGAACACGGUCAAUGUGCCAACGUCACUCUUGUCAACAAUUUUGACCCAGUUAAGUACGCGGGAGUGUGGUUCACCAUGGCCAGCGUCCCCAACGACUACGAGCAGACCAAGACCUGUGCCACCCAGAACUACACCUGGAUGGGCGAGUACAUGGACGUCCGGUCGAAGGGGCUGACGGAGGCGGGGAAGAAGGUGCGACAAGACCUUAUCUUCAUGAAGGAGGACGAGCUGAGGUACCCCCCUGACCCCGCUCAUAUGAGAGUCAUCGUGGAGAACAUGCCAGAGUCACCUUACCAGUCCCUCUUUCUGUCAUUCGUCUCCCCACAGGUCAUCGCCACUGACUACCGCAGGUUCUCCUGUGUGUACUCUUGCCUCGAGUACUUUGGCUUUCGGGCUGAGUUCACCUGGUUGCUGAGUCGAACGCCGACCUUGUCUAAGAGCGUGGCCGACCAGUGCCUCCGUCGCCUGGCCUCCAUGGGCGUGAACCUCACCAAGAUGGUCUCCAUUACCCAGGGAGAGACGUGUCCCUACUAUACGAAGCUGCACCAGAUCCUGGAAUACAACAGCCUGCUGCUAGAGAAGACUCUAGGGCCUGAGCCCACCACCUCCCAGGCCAACCUUCCAGCUGCUACCACUACUAUUACAACCACGAUUACUCCACUUCCAACAACUCCAUCCACCAGCACCACGUCAACACCUACUACUAGCCCAGCAAACACCAAACCACUCACUACCCCUUCAACUUUCGCCCCUGCAACCACCAACCCACCUACCAGUACUGCUUUCCCUGAAACCACAAUCCCACAUACCCCCUUCGUCCGAACUACCACAGUUCCGUCCACUCCCUCAGCUCCGUCCACUCCCUCAGCUCCGUCCACUCCCACAGCUCCGCCCACUCCCACAACUUGGGCCGCCACAACAACUCCAGUAAUUGUAACUCCAGCCACUUUAAGGACACCCAAAACAGGGAGCGGUGGAGCCGGCCACGACACGCUGACGGAGGCGAUGGUGGAGAGUGAAGGUGAGGCGGCCGGGGAGUCCACCAAGAAGGUUAAGACAGCGUCCCGCACCACUCACCAAGUCCUCCCGGGUGACCAAGAGUGGAGAGUGAGCGAGCAAGCGAGAAGGUGGAGGCACCGUAGCUCGGCCGACACCAGCCUGCCGGCCAAGUUGUCCCUACUGCUAGCCCUGGCCACCUCUCUCGUCCUCCACUGAUCUCUCCUCAGUCACCAAAUUCACGCCAACUCCAGGCUGCUGCCGCAUACAAACACCUCUCCAUAACCUCCACCACAAUUUCCCAUUUUUACAAACGAAAUAUCCUCCAACUCGCUUAUGCCUGCGCCACAAAUGGAGUUUUAUUCCUGGUUGAAACACGGUGGUCGCCACAUUGUACUUUUCCUCUCUACAGGGCGAAGGAUAUUCAAUUUUUAUGUACAGUAUGUUUUCUUGUGUUGAAACUUAAAUUUUGUUUGAAAAUGUCUUUAAAAGAAUUUUGGGACUGGAAUGUAAAGUUGGUCAGGGACCCGUUUUCUGAGAAAAAAAACAUGGCGCUGGAUACUAACUAGCUCAGGCACUCGUCCCAACGCUCAACGUCCAGCAUUAUUACUAUAAUGUAAAAACUCUUGCCCUGGUCUAAUACAGGCUAAGCUUGCCUUAGCCUUAAGUUAAAUAUGUAUAAAAAAAACAAUAUACUACACAAGUCUGUUCUUCUGUAUAUAUAAAUUCGAAAGUUUG